GACUUGAAGGCAACAUUGCUAUGAGAAGAGCUAACCAGUCAGGAAGUGGCUAAUGAAUUAACUAAAUCAUCUAAUUUCUCUCUCAGCGUGUCAUCUAUAAUUAUGUCUUUUAAAAGAGAAGGUGAUGACAAGAGUCAGCUGAACAUAUUGAAGAAACGCCGUGUCGCUGAUCUUCUCUCUAACUACAUCCCAGAAGAUGAAGCAACACUUAUGAAAAACGGAAGAUACGCCUGUCUUGUGUGCUCCUACCGACCUGUGUUUGAUACUGUUGACAUGCUGACAGUCCACCGGAACGGGAAAAGACAUCUACAAGGAUUAAAAACAUUCUAUGGCAAGAAAGCACGGCUGAAGAAUGAAAUCACAAAAAGGCAACAUGAACUCUUUGUCCAAGCUGAAGACAGAGAAGAGGAGCCCUCCAGUUCAGCCCCUUUAUUGGAGCAAACACGGAAGCUCACCCAUCAUGCUUUACUGAAGACUACACCGUAUAACAGUUGUCAUAGAAAAACCAGUACAAAACCUGGAAAAGAACCAGAGAGCAUCGGCUUAGAUCCCAGUGGGGACACUUGCAGCAAAACGCCAUCUGUAGUAGAAAAAGCAUGUCUGAGAAGUGAAGUUUCUAACAAUUCAUCAACAUGCAGUUCUAGUAGCUGCACGGCAGACACAGAAGGAUCUCAGCCUGCAGUGACACAAGAAGAAGAAAAGCCUGUAACACCUCAGAGGAGAAGAGAGCUGGAGCAUUACCUCAAACUGAAAAGUGACGGGUGGGUGCGAGACCGGAGCGGCCAGUGGAUUAAAGACGAGAACGUGGAGUUUGAUUCAGAUGAAGAGGAGCCUCCUUCGCUCGCACCUCCACCUACAAGUCACUGAGAGGACUGAGAGAUGUGUAUGGGGGGGGGGGGGGGGCACAGAUUCACUUGUACCACAGUGGUAUGUUUAAGAGACCACAGCGCUGUUUGGAAACGGCUCCACGCGCAAGAACCCAGCUACCUUUUACUUUUCUGACUCUUUAUAAGUUGGAAGAGAAUCGUGCUAAUCAUCAGUGGUCAUCAAAUCAUUAAAAUCAUUAAAAGUGAUGUUUUUUUUUAUAACUUUGUGAGCUCAGAUUUUUUU
Scomber japonicus (chub mackerel) is the source of this 1110-nucleotide messenger RNA. RefSeq names its product sodium channel modifier 1 (gene scnm1). NCBI's taxonomy places the organism in Eukaryota, Metazoa, Chordata, Actinopteri, Scombriformes, Scombridae. The record is from RefSeq and is a predicted model, not a curated record. Gene Ontology annotation, biological process: RNA splicing. Bases 103 to 867 code for a protein of 254 amino acids. Gene Ontology annotation, cellular component: nucleus. The transcript is spliced from 8 exons.